AUGAAAGAAAAUCAUUUUAGAGACGAUAGAGCAUGUUCAGAUGGUGGAAAAUUAUCUACUGAUGAUAAAAAUACAUUUACAGACGUAAGAUGUAAAUCUGCAGAUGAUAAAAAAUCUUUUAGAGAUGAUAGAUCAUUUAUAGGUGAUAGAAAAUCAUCUACGGAUGAAAAAAAAUUAUAUACAGAUGAUAUUUUAACUACAGAUGGUAAAAAAUCAGCUGUAGAUGAUGAAAGAUCAUUUGUAGAAGUUGGAAGAUCAUUUAAAGGCGAUAAAAAAUCAUCUAUGGAUGAAAGAGAAUUAUAUACAGAUGAUAUUUUAACUACAGAUGAUAGAAAAUUAUCUGCAGAAGAUAGAAGAUCAGUUAAAGGUGUUAGAAAAUCAUCUACGGAUGAUAAAAGAUCAAUUGCACAAGAUAAUUCAACUACAGAUGGUAGAAAAUCACUUGGAGAUGAUGGAAGAUCAUUUGUAGAAGAUAAAAGAAUAUUUACAGGAGACAGAAAAUCUUCUACAGAUGAAAGAAAAUCAUUUACAGAUGAUAGAUCAAUUAUAGAUAAUGAAAUAUCUCCAUCAGGUGAUAGAAAAUCAUUGGCGGAUGAUAGAAGACCAAUAACGGAUAGAAAAUCUUCUAAAGAUGAUAGAAAAUCAACUAAUGAUGACAGAAAAUCACCUACAGAUGAUACAAAAUCUUCUACAGAUGAUACAAAAUUGUAUACAGAUGAUAGAAAUACACCUAUAGGUGAUAGAAAAUCAUUUACAGACCAUAAAAAAUCAUCUACUUGUGAUAGAAGAUCAUUAGCUGAUAGAAAACUAUAUAAAGAUGAUGGAAAAUCAAAUGCAGAUGGAAGAGAUUCUUCCAGAAACGAUGGAAAUACAUUUACUGCUGAUAGAAAAUCAACUACAGGUAAAAGAAAAUCACUUACGAAUGAUACAAAAUCAUCUGCAGAUGAUAGACAUACAUCUGCAGAUAGAAAACUAUAUAAAGAUGAUAGAAAAUCAAAUGCAGAUGAAAGAGAUUCUUCUAGAGACCAUAGAAAUACAUUUACUGAUGAUAGAAAAUUAUUUACAGAUGAAAGACAAUCACCUAUAGAUGAAAGAAAAUCAUCUAGAGAUGACAAAAAAUUAAUUGCAGCCGGUAGAACAUCUUUUACAGAUCAUAGAUCAUCUACAAAUUAUAGAAAAACAUUUAGAAAUGAUAGAAGAUCAUCUACAGAUGAUGAAGAAUUAUCCAUAGAUGGCAAAAAUUCAGAUGCAGAUGAUAGAAAUGCAGACAAAGGAAAUGCAUUUAUAGGAGAUAGAAAAUCUACAGAUGAUGAAGAACUAUCCGCAGAUGGUAGCAAAUCAUAUGUAGAUGAUAGAUCAUUUACAGGCGAAGGAAAUACAAUUAGAGGACAUAGAAAAUCAAGUGCAGAUGAUAGAAAAUCUUCUGCAGAUAAUAGAAAUACCUUUACAGGGGAAAGAAAUAUACUUGCAAGUGAUGCAAAAUUAUCUGCACAUCGUAGAUCAUCUGCAGAUAAUAGAAAAUCACAUACAGAUGAUAGAAAUAUAUUUAUAGAUGCAAGAAAAUCAUUUACAGACGAUAGACAAGGUAAAAGAAAAUUAUCCACAGAUGAUAGAUACUUAGAUGCAGAUGAUAGAUAUUUUUCAGGCGAAGGAAAUACAUUUAUUGAUGAUAAACCAUCUUCAGAUAAUAGGAAUGUAUUCGCAAGUGAAAGAAAAUCAUCUACUGAUACAAAAUCAUUCAACAAUGAUAGAAAAUCUUUUGCAGCUGAAGAAAAAUCAACUACAGAUGAUAGAAAUAAACUUACAGAUGAUAAAAAAUCAUCCACAGGUGAAAAAAAAUCACCUACAGGUAAUAGAAAAUCAUCUACAGAAAGAAAAUCAUUCACAAAUGAUAGAAAUAUAUUUAGAAAUGAUGUAAAAUCACUCAGAGAUGCUAGAAAAAUACCUGCAGAUGAUAGAAAAUCAUCUACAGAUGAUAGAAAUACAUUUGCAGAUGAUAUAUCAACUACAGAUGAUAGGAAUAUAUUUACAGAAGUUAGAAAUUUAUCUACAGAUGGUAUAAAUACAUUUAUAAAUGAUGGAAAAUCUUCUACAGAUGCUAAAAAAAUACCUACAGGUGAUAGAAAAUCAUCUACAGAUGAUAGAAAUAUAUUUACAGACGUUACAAAUUUAUCUAAAGAUGAUAGAAAUACAUUUGCAGAUGAUAGGUCAGUUACAGGCGAUAGAAAUACAUUGGCAUUUGACAGAAAUUCAUUUGUGGACGAUAGAAAAUCAUAUACAAGCCAUCGAAGAUCAUCUGUUGAUAGAAGAUCAUCUACUAAUGAUAGAAAAACAUUUACAAACCAUGGAAAAUCAUUCACAAAUGAUAAAAAAGCAUCUAGAGAUGAUGGCAAAACAGCUACAGCUAAUAGAUCAUUUAUGGAUUGUCAUAAAUUAUCUAGAGAUGAUCGAAAAUCAUUCCCAGAUAAAGAAGUUGAAAUGCAAGAAGAAUUACAAGACAAACAAGAUUCUUUUCCCUUGCCUAUUAAAAACCAAAACAACAUAAAAAUCAAUCACAUCAAAACCAAGUUAUUAAAAUUGCAUGAAAAAAUGGCGAAAUGCAUUUCCAAAACAAUUUACAAACCUAAUAUCACAAACUCACCUGAUUAUUUGCAAGAGAUACGCUUUGGCUAA
This is a messenger RNA of Ctenocephalides felis (cat flea), 2673 nucleotides long. Its product is annotated as dentin sialophosphoprotein-like. Bases 1 to 2673 code for a protein of 890 amino acids. The transcript is spliced from 2 exons. The record is from RefSeq and is a predicted model, not a curated record. Lineage: Eukaryota; Metazoa; Arthropoda; Insecta; Siphonaptera; Pulicidae.